AUGGUGCGAAAUUUUUAUCAACUUGUAUUAUAUCCGUUUUUUAGACUUAUUUUGCUUAUGGCCAUGGGCUUGGGCGCAAUGUACAUGAUGCACUUACUUGCACAGGACUACAAUAAAAUUCGCCAACCUGUUGCUGCAGCUGCCCGCGCACUCGCAAGUGCUAGCAACACGGUUGCACGACCGAAGCGAGACAACAACGAGGCAGUCACCAAAGUUUACAAGUUUUUUAAGAUGCCAGAGCAAUCAAUAAGCCUAAAUAUUGCCAACACAACUACACUCAGCAUUGACUGGAAACGUAUUUUAUCACGGGAUCCUUUCGAAUGUUUGCAAUCACUUAUAUGCCAGCUCAUGUCGGGUGCGGAGAGUCAUUCGCGUGAGGCUAAACUGCUAACGGAAUUCCUCGAAACGACGGUAGCAUUAGCGCCAACAAAAAUUGAACGCGCAUUCAACCGAGGUCUGGCUCUGCGAGGUGCUACCGAUCGCUGUUACAAUGAGUACCCAUUUUGUGUUUAUUCGGCAAAAACGAUGAUCAGAGUGCUAACGUGGUUUGUCGAGUCACCGAUUGAGGAAGAAUCUUAAUUGUCCAAUCGUAAAAUUGCAGGUGACACUGCACGAAAAGUCACAUGUGCAUGUGCAUAACGCGCGUUUGUUGAAAGAGAGCCAUACCCAAAAAAAGUAUAUUUAUAAGUACAUAUAUACGUAUGUAUCGAGAAACCGGCUUUAAAGCUUUGAAUUAACUAUUUAUAUUUACAUUUACUAUAAAUAUUAUCUGCACAUAUUUUCUUCUGAUGAGGUACUGAUGCCGUAUGAAUUUUUGAUCAGCAUAAAAGAAAAGCAGAUGUCAUUUCCCGGAUGGAUUAUCCGUAAGACAGUGUAGGCAACUGCCUAGACACCUCGCGAAAGUGUUGCAUCGAUUGAAAACUUAAUUUGAAGAUUUGUAUCCUCAACGCCAAUAUAUUGCUUUCUACGAUGCGAUUUUUCAUUGCGUUGCCUAGGGGCCUCGACAUGAAUAAUCAGAUUCUGGUCAUUUCUGCUUACUUGCAUAAUUGCAUAUAUUUUUGAGUUAUGAUAAUCUUGAAGCAAAGGAGCGAUAUGUAUAAACAGUGCCGGACAAAACAUAUUGAAGAAAGUAUUAAUAUAAACUCAUUGUCAUGUAACUUAAAAGAAUUAGCAAAUGAAAUUAAACAAAGACCCUUAAGACUAGGUUUGAUAAUUAUUUUUAAUUUGAAUUAUAACCAAAAUUUUUGUUUACAAAUUUGAAAUAAAUAAACAGAAAAGCCAAAAAUUGCGCAACAAAA
Molecule: messenger RNA, 1298 nt
Organism: Anastrepha obliqua
Lineage: Eukaryota; Metazoa; Arthropoda; Insecta; Diptera; Tephritidae
Exons: 2
Coding region: 1-579 (192 amino acids)
Source: RefSeq, a predicted model, not a curated record